Messenger RNA from Prorocentrum cordatum, 300 nucleotides. NCBI's taxonomy places the organism in Eukaryota, Dinophyceae, Prorocentrales, Prorocentraceae. The record is from the annotation of a GenBank genome assembly.
AUGGCGAAGACAUGGACCAUCGGCGUCCCUGGGUACAGGUAUUGCCCCCCCCCUGGGCUAUUCGGCCCUGUCGUCGCCUCCGACCUCUUUUCUUGUUGUUCUUGGGUGGCGUCCACAGGCCACCUCGCCGAGCCUCAUCGGCUGGGCCAGGAUCGGCGAGGGGGUCAGUGGACGUCCCCUGGCUCUCUGCUGUCGUUCGCUCGUGGUGCUCCCCGGGGCGCGUCAAGUCUCAGGCCGCCUCAUCUGCCCUCCUGCUCCCUCCUCCAGCUCCUGCUACUGCCGCCGAUCCUGCCGUCCUGA